UGGGGGGUGCGGGGCCCGGCGGCAUGGAGGGGACGCUGGAGCAGCACCUGGAGGACACCAUGAAGAGCCCGGCCGUGGUGGGCGUCCUCUGCACCGACUCGCAAGGGCUCAACCUGGGCUGCCGAGGAACCCUCUCGGAUGAGCAUGCCGGCAUCAUCUCCGUCCUCGCCCAGCAGGCAGCCAAGCUCACCUCCGACCCCACCGAUACGCCCGUGGUGUGCCUGGAAUCGGACAGUGGGAAUAUCAUGAUCCAGAAGCACGACAGCAUCACUGUAGCAGUGCACAAGCUGGCGUCCUGACCUUCGGGAAGCUGCGCAGUGCUCCACUCCCACCUCCGGCCCAGCUCCUCCUCACUGGACAACCACUCUCCUCUGCUGCUCCAGCGCAGAACGUGCUUGUAGUACCAAACCUGGGCUGAAGGCUCGCUCUCUCCCUCUAACAGCUCCCGUGCAGCUAUCGGGCUCUCCAACUCACUUCUACUGCUGAGGAUGAAACAUAGGUCACCCACCAAGCUCGUGUAAUGAUCAGAUACUACAAGGUGUAUGUAUGUGUGUGCGUGGCCUUAUUUGUUGGAGAAAUCAAUAAAUGACCUGCAAAAACA
Molecule: messenger RNA, 601 nt
Organism: Gavia stellata (red-throated loon)
Lineage: Eukaryota; Metazoa; Chordata; Aves; Gaviiformes; Gaviidae
Gene: LAMTOR5
Product: late endosomal/lysosomal adaptor, MAPK and MTOR activator 5
Exons: 4
Coding region: 24-299 (91 amino acids)
Biological process (GO): cellular response to amino acid stimulus; positive regulation of TORC1 signaling
Cellular component (GO): lysosome; cytoplasm; Ragulator complex
Molecular function (GO): guanyl-nucleotide exchange factor activity
Source: RefSeq, a predicted model, not a curated record